AACAAUUUCCGAAGUUUAAGCGAAGUCAAUUGAUGUUUGAAAAUAAUCAGUGAAUGAAUUCUAAAGAGUGUCAGCCACAUGCAGUUUUAUUGCAUUGAGAAAUGCUGUAUGUGAAAGUGGAUUUUAUUUAAUAGGCAUAUAAACGUACUAAACUAUAUAAAGAAGCACAGUUAGAAAAAUAAUAAAUGAUUAAUUGCAAUGCGCUCUGAAACCGAGUCGUCCACGAGAAACAUUCACGCGAAUAGUUUUGACAAUACGAUGUAUAUGGAGCAGAAAAUGCAUAGCCUAAAUACCUCGCCGACGGUCGCCACUGAUCCACCGUCGGGGAAUUACGUGAGGAACGACGUUAACGACGAGGGAGUGAACUUGACGUCGGCUAAAAGGCAGAAGCUUCAUAACGACACAAUAAGAGCGAUCAACGGCGAAUAUAACAAGGAAAACUUUCAAAGACAACCAAUAAAUUUCAAUAUAUCAAAUGGAUUUGUUUUUGGAAAGACAGACGCCGACGUAGUGUCUCGAUCUUCCGACCAGAUUGAGCGGUUUCCCGCACGAUCUUCUACCCCUGUAAGGCAGUAUGAAAACGAUGACCUUUUGGUCGACCCCGUCGGCGACGGUCAGGGGUCGCUCGGGUCGCCGGCGCAGUCUCCUAUCACGUCGCCGGCAUCUCACGACGACGACGACGAAGAUAUAGACAUUUCCGGCGAGUGCAAUGAUUUUCACGACAGUUCCAUGGAGGAACUUUCCCCGAGUGAGGCGCAGAUGCUAGUUGCAAACAUUCAGGGGACGAGUAGUAAAAAGGGUGGAAAAACGAACCUUGUGAAGCCGCCAUACUCGUAUAUCGCACUUAUAACUAUGGCAAUUUUGCAAUCGGAACAGAAGAAAUUGACUUUGUCUGGAAUUUGUGAAUUUAUCAUGAACCGUUUUCCGUACUAUCACGAAAAGUUCCCAGCAUGGCAGAACAGCAUUCGUCACAAUUUGUCACUGAACGACUGUUUCAUCAAGAUCCCACGGGAGCCGGGCAACCCCGGAAAGGGCAACUACUGGACGCUGGAUCCCGCCUCCGAAGACAUGUUCGACAAUGGAAGCUUCUUACGGCGACGUAAGCGUUACAAGCGGAACCACGUUUCUGACAUGAUGCCGCAAUCGCCCUUAUACAUGGGCGGAUCUCAGUCCUAUUUUCACAAUCACGGAUUCUUGCCACAAAACGCACAUUCCGCCGGCGUUGGUGUCCCCGGUCUACCAUAUCCCUACAGCUUCAUGUCGUCCGCACUGCCGGGCCACAUGCCGUUCGCAACCCACAGCGAGCUGGCUCGAGCACAGAGCGAGAUGAGCCGCGCCGCCCACAUGGCCGCCAGUCAUCCCGCAUAUAUGUCACCCCCGCUGAGCCAUUCCCAUCCUACGUCGCCGGUGCACACGCUUACCCCAUCACCAGUCGGUAAGUCGCCCGUGGAAUCCCCGACGUCAUUGCCCGCUACGUCAUCAUCAUCUACGCCAAAGACAUUUUCUAUUGACAGUAUAAUCGGAACAAAACGUGAAAACACAGAUAAAAAACCAGCGGAAUCUAGUCCACCACCAAAACCGAUGUCUCAAGUGACGGCAUCGUCGACGGUCACGUCGAUGCUACCGUUUAAGGCCAGUGCCAUUCCCUCCCAGGCAGUGCUAAGCGGUUUGAAUCCAUUAGCGGCCGCCUCCCUUCGUCUAGGGGCAAUGGACAUGAGCCGCUACGGCGGAAGUGCGUAUUUCGCUCCCUAUAUUAACCAGGCGGCCGCCGCCGCCGCCAUGAACGCCCUAGACAUGGAGAAAUACAGACAGUACCUGCAGGUCUACGGGUUUCAUGGAGUCCAGCCUUGGCAGAGGUGAGGGUCGCGUCUUAAUGUGAUCGAACAGACUGUACUACUUACACGCAAUUUUAGAAGCAUCAGAUAGACCCUUUUUAAAUAAUAAUUACUGAUGUUACGAAAAAUAUUAAUUACUUAAAAGUAAUGUAUUUAUCGCAGUUGAAUUAUGUAUUUAAUCACAAACUUUUAAAAGUGAUAAAGUUUUAACAUUAUCAACAAUAUUUUUUUAUUAACAAAUAAUAUAAAUGUUAUUCCGUGAAAUUUUAUUCCGAACAAUUUGAACUGGCAGAAGAAGCACUUUAUCCAGUAAAAGUAACUGAAACUUGUUAUUGAUAAGUAAACUUUAUUUUUUUUAAUAUUUAAUAUUUUUUUUUAUAAAAACUUCUGCAAGUCAAAUUGUUAUGUGAAUCAAAUUGAUUCUUCUCAUUCGCGUUUGUGUGAACUAACGGCGUUCUUUCUACCUCGUAUUCGCAUUGUACAUAAACGUACGUAACGGAUUAUUUACUUUUAUCACGUAUUUACAACUUGCGUUCUCUUUCUUUGUACUCAAUUCAAUUUUUUUUAAUCGAUUCUAAAUUAAAAACGGAUUUAUUGACAAGUUAAAAUACAAUGUGCUUACUGUCUCAAUGCGUUUAUGUAAAAACAUGUUUGUUGUUUUAGUUAUAUGUGCUAUUUUUACAUUUUGUUGAAUGUAUAUUCUUUUGAUGGAUAUUAUAAUCCAUUUUUAUUUAAUAAUAAACUUGA
Messenger RNA from Dreissena polymorpha, 2582 nucleotides. RefSeq names its product forkhead box protein D1-like. The record is from RefSeq and is a predicted model, not a curated record. The coding region runs from base 199 to 1860 and encodes 553 amino acids. Lineage: Eukaryota; Metazoa; Mollusca; Bivalvia; Myida; Dreissenidae. Gene Ontology annotation, molecular function: RNA polymerase II cis-regulatory region sequence-specific DNA binding; DNA-binding transcription factor activity, RNA polymerase II-specific. Gene Ontology annotation, biological process: anatomical structure morphogenesis; regulation of transcription by RNA polymerase II; cell differentiation. The transcript has a single exon.